Molecule: messenger RNA, 969 nt
Organism: Geodia barretti
Lineage: Eukaryota; Metazoa; Porifera; Demospongiae; Tetractinellida; Geodiidae
Source: the annotation of a GenBank genome assembly
AUGGACCGGUUCGCCCAGUUCGCCGCCGUGGCCGCCCAGGAAGCCUGUGCCCAAGCCGAACUCAAACCUCGCGAAAUGGACCGUUAUAGCGUCCACGUCGUGGUCGGCAGCGGUAUUGGCGGUAUAUCCACCCUCACCGAGCAGCACAAGGUGCUGCUGGACCGGGGACCCCGCCGCGUCACCCCGUUCCUGAUCCCCAUGAUGCUCGCCGACAUGGGUUCCGCUCAGGUCUCCAUGGUAACCGGCGCCAUGGGCGCCAACUACUGCAUCACAUCUUCCUGCAGCAGCGGCGCCGACGCUAUCGGCGUCGGGUGGGACCUGAUCCGCCACGGCAAGGCCGAAGUUGUCCUCGCCGGUGGCGCAGAAGCGCCCGUAGCCCCAUUCCAGCCGUUCAAUCGAACCCGGGAUGGCUUCGUCCUGGCCGAAGGGGCAGCCAUCAUGGUCCUGGAGAGCGUGGAACACGCCGCCGCCCGCGGCGCCGAACCCAUCGCCGAACUGCGCGGCUACGCGGCCACCAGCGACUCCCACCACCUAACCGAACCCAACCCCACCGGGCAGAGUGCGGCCACUGCGGUGACUGAGGCUCUGGCCGCCGCCGGACUGCAACCCACCGACGUCGAUUACCUCAACGCCCACGGCACCUCAACGCCCUUGAACGACUGGCACGAAACCAAGGCGCUCAAGUUGGCCCUCGGUGAUGAGGCGUACCGCAUUCCCAUCAGCAGCACCAAGAGCAUGACCGGCCACCUCCUCGGCGCCGGCGGGGCGCUGGAAGCCGCCUUGUGCACCAGGGUUCUCGCCGAAGGUCUGAUGCCGCCAACCAUCAACCUCGACGACCCCGACGACGAGUGCGACCUGGAUUACGUUCCCAACGCCGCGCGAUCGGGCGACGUUAACGUCGUGCUCAGCAAUUCAUUCGGGUUCGGCGGUCACAAUUCCGUGAUCGUUCUGACCCGGCCCGGUCUGUGA